Pipistrellus nathusii (Nathusius's pipistrelle) is the source of this 846-nucleotide messenger RNA. NCBI's taxonomy places the organism in Eukaryota, Metazoa, Chordata, Mammalia, Chiroptera, Vespertilionidae. The record is from the annotation of a GenBank genome assembly.
AUGUUCAUAAUGGGUGUAGGAGUAUUCCAAGUCCAGGGGCCUCAUGAACCCUUGGUGGCCAUGCUGAGUGGUGAAGCUGAGCUGCCCUGCUCUUUCUUACCUCCUCAAAAUGUUGAAAAUAUGGAAAUAAGAAGGACCAGAUCCCUGCCCUCCCAAGUGGUGCACCUGUAUGAGGAUGGGAGGGACAAGCCUGAGGAAGCCAUGGAGAAGUAUUUAGGGAGGGCAGAGCUUGUGAAAAAUGCCAUGCAUAAGGGGAUAGUGGUUCUGAGGAUCCUCAAUGUCCAACCCUCUGACAAUGGGCAGUAUUGCUGUGCAUUCAAAAAUGGUUCCUUCUACAGUGAUGCAGUGAUUGAGCUGAAAGUGGCAGCUCUCGGCUCACAUCCUCAGUUCCAUGUGGAACUCACUGAGUCCAGACAAAUGCAAGUAGUGUGCAAGUCAGAGGGCUGGUUCCCUCAGCCAAAGGUCCAGUGGAUGGAUUCUGAGGGAAGAGAAAUUCCAGCUGAGUCUGAGACUCACACACAGGACAAAAGUGGCUUGUUCCAUGUAACAACAUCACUGCUCCUCAGUGAAGCUUCUCAGAAGAAUCUGAUAUGUUCUGUCUGGAACCCUGUUCUGAAUCAGAAAAAGGAAGAACAAUUGUCCAUAGCAAUUGCUGAGCCCAUCAGAACAACAAUCACUAGAAGAGUGGGUAUAGUUUUGACAGCAUUUCUGAUACUCCUGACUUCCAUCGGACUUUAUUUGAAAAUCCCGCUCAAAAUCAGAUAUCUGUCCUUCCCUUUCUGCUUAGGAACAAUAUCAAAAUCAGCAAAGUUCUACUCAGAGGAAGUCACAACAAUGAGACUCUGA